ACGCCAGAUGGAAACUAUUUUAGAAUCUCAACACAUUGUGCAAGCUUGUGAGAAAAUAAACUCACUAUGGAACAAGCUAAGUUCUGAUACAGAUACUAUCUUCAAGAAUUUCAAUCAUUUUGAGCUGUUAUUGAUAAUUGUUGGUGGAUACAUUCUUUGCCUGGUCUUAUGCAGGACAGUUAGCUCUCCUCGCUUUCAGAGAAUGCUAAACUUUAUGUGCUGAAAAAGAAGGAAUAACUAUGAGCAAUAUCUGACUGAAGAAGAGAAGGAAGAAGCAAAAGAGCAAUGGCUACGCAACACCAAAUGUGACGUGAAGAGAGUUUACUCUGAAUUACCAAUGCAGCCUCUUAAAGAUAAGGAAUUUAAUAAAUUGAUUAAAGAGCUAGACGAGCAAAAUGGUCUUACUGUCGAUGGUAAAAUUGUUGCAAAGAACAAGUAUAAGAGUGUGGAAGAAAUGAACUCUGAAGUGGAGAAGCUUGCUUGCAAAACAAGUGGAACAUUCUUCAAAUCAAAUCCUCUACAUUAUGAUAUUUUCGGCGGAAACUGCCAGAUGGAAGCAGAGAUUAUCAAGAUGUGAGUUGACAUGUAUAAAGGAGAUAAAGAAGCUUGCGGGAUACUUGACUCUUCAGAAGCGGAUUGUAUUAGAAACGCUCUCUUUGCUUACAGAAAUUGGGGGAAAGAGCAAAAAGGCAUUACAAAGCCAAACGUCAUUGCUCCCCAGACAUUUGACCCAAGCCUCGAAAGAUCUGGAGAUCUUAUCGAUGUUGAGAUAAGGAGAAUCCCUGUUAAUCAAAAUGCUCAGAUAAAUCCAAGAGAUAUCUCGCUUUUUGUUGAUGAAAAUACAGUGGCUAUAUUCUUCAGUUACCCAGAUGGAGUCUUUGGAGUAUUUGAUCCUGUCAAACCAAUUGCAGAAUAUUGCAACAGACACUGAAUAGGAUUCCAUAUCGAUUGCAAUUACAGCUCUUUCUUACUUGGCCCUAAAGAGGUACAUUUUGGUGAUGGAAACUAUGCUAAUUUCCUUACUGAGGGUGUCACAACAAUUGGAGUUUCCUUGAGCAAAUAUGGCCUUGGAUUCCCAGGAACAGCAUGUUUGAUUUAUAGAACAAGAGUACUCAGAAAGUAUCAAUACUAUGCUCAUUUCAAUUGGAAUGGAGGAAUGUAUGCUUCACCAAAUCUUUCAGGAAGCCGUUACGCCUCUGCAACUAGUGCAUCUUGGGUGAGAAUUUUGGGUACAGGUAAAGACAAUUAUAUCCAAAAGGCUAAUGACAUCAUCUUCUCUACAAAUGUUCUAAGAAAAAAUCUGGAAGAAAACAAAGAAUAUAUAGAAAUUUUGACUCAAAACAACCUUAGUAUCAUGGCCUUUAGACUGAAAAAUAAUUGCAAUAACUACAAUCUUGCUGAUUUCUUGCGUAGCAAGGAUGUUGAUGUUGUGAACACUAUAAAUCCUAGCUCGAUUAGUUUCACUGUUACAGAAGCGACUAAAAAGAUGAUUCCUAAGCUUAAGAUUUAUAUCAACAAAUACAUCAAAGACUACAUUGAGACAAACAAAGAAUAUGAAGGAGAAGGAAUUCAGCAAUUUUAUGAGACCAAAGAGACUCUUUACAAUUACCUCUCCACCAAGCACACCCUCCCAACCUUAUUAGAAAGCAACGAAGAAGAAGAGAAGGCUCAAUAACCCCUUCAAUCUCCUCAAAAACACCUAUAUUCUCUUAUAUGGGAC
Moneuplotes crassus is the source of this 1720-nucleotide messenger RNA. Lineage: Eukaryota; Ciliophora; Spirotrichea; Euplotida; Euplotidae. The record is from the annotation of a GenBank genome assembly.